Brenthis ino (lesser marbled fritillary) is the source of this 3843-nucleotide messenger RNA. NCBI's taxonomy places the organism in Eukaryota, Metazoa, Arthropoda, Insecta, Lepidoptera, Nymphalidae. The record is from the annotation of a GenBank genome assembly.
AUGGCGGCGUUGCUGCUGCUGGUGUCAGCCGCGGCCGCCGCCAGCCUCGGCGAACUAACGAGACGGGACACCGGCGACGUGUUCACGUUACUUGGUGGUGAAUGCGGGGCGUCGCGGUGCGCGGAGCAUGGCGCUGGCGCGGCUAGAGCGGCUAGUGGGUGCGCGUGCGCAUGCCCGCAACGUGCACCACUGUUUAGAGAAGAUCGGGAACUAUGUGUUGAUGAUUUGCCAGAAUGUUCCUUGGCAACCUUCGGGACCGGCAUGGGAGUGCAGAGGAUACCAUUUGUCUAUUUACCGCUUAAAGGUCAAAUAAUACAUCCAUCAAGAGAAAUCAUCUUUCAAAAUGUGAAGACUCCAAUAUGUGCAGUGUCGGGCGCUCAAUUUCUUACUCGCAAAGGUUUUCUAGACCUAAGGAAUACGCUGGAUGCCGAUGUGCCAUUUAGUUUAUUUAGAGAUGAAGGCAGAACAUUUCUACAGUGGAGUGGUGAAGAUGAAUUGCGAACGAGAAUGUCCGGUCGGGUGAUGGUAGUUCGGUUGUUAUGCAGAGAUAUAUCAGCGACGCCAACGUCACCUCUGGACUUACGAGGUGUUUUCACACCGUGUGUGGCCUUCAGGGUGCAGGGCACACCACCUAAACAUGGCAAUAAUAUAACUGAAGUCCAAUUCGCGUUGAAUGCGCAUACAUCGGAAGUCUCUAACACAUCGGGUCUCACCGUCACUGAAUAUAUCGCUAUUGGCAUUAGUUCCUUACUUCUCGGUCUCAUUUAUGUCGCAUCUGUUUUUCUCUAUUUGCAUAUCAAAAAACGUCGUAAAGCUGCAUCAGAAGAGAGUAGCUUAAAAAAGCUAAAGAAUUUAAAACUUAAAGAUGGAAGUUCUAUAAAAGAACAUGAUAUAAUACGAAUAAGUAACGAACGCAUUCAAUCAUUAACAAAUCAGGAUGACGGUGUUAUUAAGAAAAAUCCUUUAUUGACUGUCGGGCGACAGUUUCACGAUAACAAAGGUUUUUGUAGCGAAUUGUCGGAUUUAGAAGAUUUUGCUGAUAGUAGUGUACGAAGUGAAGAAAAUAAUUUUAAUAAACAAACAACGUCCGCAGUAAUACACAGAAACUCAAAAGAAAUACGACAUCAAGGUGAUGGUUACGAAAUGAGUCAUCGAGACGAAUCCGGGAUCGAACGUUUGCCCGACGAGCACGUCUCCAUCGUAGAGACAAUAGACGACCGUGAAAUCGCUAGACCAGUGGGAACUACCCGCCGCAAGCUUUACUUCAACCCAGCUUACUUUGAACCUCAUUUAAUGGCAGAUCCCCCUGCUGCCGCAAUCGAGUUUCUAUCGAAAAUAAGAGAAGUGAUGGCAAUUGCCAAACAGAAAAUGGCGUCGAAACGUUUUCAUCCAGUAUUAAAUGGAAUACCAGAAGAAGAAACCUAUGCAUCAAAUAGCAUUGACCUGUACAAUGCAUUUGGCAGCCAACGUAGUGGCAGUGUAAUUAGUUUGAAAAGAAACAAUAGCAGAAAAAGGUCUUCAAAUUGCUUGGGAUGUCCCGGCUGUAAAUCAAGCAAUAGUAAUGAUAUUCAAACCUUUAUAAAAUACAACGUCACGACUUGUAAUAAUUGUAUCGGAGAUAAAGGUGAAAAACAAAACAGCAUACGAAAAUGGCUAGAAAAUAUUCCAAACACCAAAUCUCAAAUCUUUUACAACGAUCAUGCACCAAAUCAAAUUAAAACUAACUUAGCAAAUUCACUUUUGUCGCUACCUAAAAUUGAAAAUCAAUGUAAAUUACAUAAAACUAACAGUUUUAGUGCUUCUCACAGUAGGAAUAUAGACAACUUCUCGAACAAACAAUCAACGUCAAGAUCGGUUAGAUCAGAACCAUCUGUUCGAAACUAUAAUAUACCUUUGCCUGAUUUCGAUAAUGUUGAUACCUUAAGCAAUCACUGUGAGACAGUAUCGAAGGAAGAUGAUAUAACACCUAUUGGACUAAACGAUAGCCGUUCUGGUAGUCUUAGUAGUAAUAUGGAUCAUACAAAACCAAACAAACACUCAUUAAUUAAAAAUAAUACUAGCUUACCAGAUAUGGUCAAUGAAGCUAUAGCACUUGACCAUUUUUCAAGAUCUUCAUAUAAUAUGAGCAGUUCCGAUGAAGAAAAGUUUUCUAAAAAUUCUGAAUCUAAACAAAAUGAAAAUUCUUUUGAAAGAAAUGUUUUGGAUAGUCCUUCGGGAAAUGAAUACGAAACAGAUAGCCUUGAAAGAAAUUCAAAUAAGAAAGGAAAAGUUACACCCGUCGAAUAUCCUGAUGUUCCAUCCUCCCAAGCAAGUCCAAGCUUAAGCAAUGCGUUACCACUAGAAGAAGAACUUAGUGUGAGAAAUGCUAUAUACAAAACAAAUUCAAGUAGCAAUAGCAAUACUCCUUCUCCACUAGGGGAUAUUUGUAUAGGUGACAACCAUUAUGAGACGAUAGAACUAAAGAAAUCAGUCUCACCAGUCGAAUCAACUACUAAUGUAGCUUUAAAGCAUAAUAAUAAUUAUAACUUGGUAAGUGAAGUUUAUGUAAAUAAUAACUAUAAUUUUGACAGUACACCCACAUCUCCGAGUGGAUCGGAAUGUUCAAUGGGAAGCAGAAAACUAAAUUUAUUACAUAGUAUAGAUGAAAAACCUGGUUGUUUAACUAUAGAAGUAAAAGAUCCACCAGAAAAUUACAUAAAAAUUCAUGAAUCUGACGGUUUUGAACCUGAUACUUUAGAUCGCAAAUAUCCUAAGCAAAGAGAAAUAAUAGAAAACAUUCAGUUCAGUCGAAAGGACCUAUUGAAAAAUAUAGACGUAUCUGAACGAAGAAAUAGUCAACGUAUACAACUAAGAAGUAGCGGUACUUUUGUAAAAAAUGAUGGAAAAAAUGAAUCGAUGCCUAGAUUUAAUAGCUUACGAAAUGAUCACGAGCAUCCAAGACACUUUUUGAAUCGUCCAAAACUGUCACCUACUGUUUGCAGUGGUUCCAAAUCACUAGAAGGUACAACGGAUGAUGCUUGCGAUGAUAACGCCGAUGAUUGGUCUUCAGAGGAAGGUCGAAUUUUAACUUUAGAAUUGCGACAUUCUAAAAGACAACGCCAGUCCACUCCACCUACUAUAAAACAAUUAAAAAAUUUAGCCAGACCUGAUAUACUUCCACCUCUUCCACCCACAGAAGACAGUCCUAUUUAUGAAAAACCUAAAAUUCCUCCUAGAAAAGUUCAAUGUGAUAACACAAGUAUCCCAUACCCCAUAAUUUCACAAAAUAGAAACUUGAGUCCGAGAACUAAAAUCACUAACAUGAUGACAGAAUCUGUUGUUUGCGAUAAUUUGUCAUCGAGUAGUUCUAUUUGCCCAUCUUCAAGGAAUCCGAUAAGAGCAUCUAUUCGUUCUCAGUAUUCAAAGUACGAAGAUGUGAAUGCACAUCAAGAAGAAAUAGGUUUUGAUAAUAGCAGAAACUCAACACGUACAUCGAGUAGCCAUAGCAGAAUCAACACUAAUACUUUUGUCCGGGGACAAAAAGGAGAAAAUGUUCAUAGAACAAAAUUUAGACGAAAAAAGGGACCAAAUGUAGAAGAUUCGGGGUAUCUUAGCAGUGACUCCACUAGUUCUAAGCAAGUUCAAAGGAAAUUAGUCAUUACAAAGAUAGUAAGUUGUACUGAAAGUGAUGACACUGAGGACGAAGCUAGAAGUGAAUCCGGUGCGGAAAGUGUAGAAACUCAUUCUGUGUAUUUCGGUAACUGUCAAAAAAUGCAACAAAGUGAGGAAAACACGAGAAACUCUAACAAAAUGAUAACAGAUAAUAAAAAAACAAUAAACGCAAGUUGUGAAAAUAUUAGCCAG